AUGAGAAAGGAGACACAACAAAUCGAUUUGGCAUAUGCAUUCACAGACUAUUGGGCACAAAGACAGAUGAUCAAGUAUUUGUGGGCAGACAUUGGCACACCACCUAGGGGAGCAUUGACACCAUUCAAUGCAUAUGUGACACUAUCACAUGCAAGAGGGCGAGCAAACAUCCACUUGAUAUGUGACUUCAAAGAUUUGUUGUUUACAACGACACCAUGCGAAGUGCUAGAGGAGGAAGAUAAGCAGUUAGAAUGGCUUAACAGGAAAACCAAAGUCGAGUGGGAGCGGAAAAGGAGUGGGGAGUAA
Cantharellus anzutake is the source of this 306-nucleotide messenger RNA. RefSeq lists its product as uncharacterized. The coding region runs from base 1 to 306 and encodes 101 amino acids. Lineage: Eukaryota; Fungi; Basidiomycota; Agaricomycetes; Cantharellales; Hydnaceae. The transcript has a single exon. The record is from RefSeq and is a predicted model, not a curated record.